GUUUUUGUGGUGGCUGGGAUGUUCCGAGCUACUCGCGUGCUGUCGAUGGCGGUGGCCCAGAAGACAUCCACGGGUCUGGUUGGUCUGGCCGUCAACCCGAACUGGCGCGUCGAUCUCAUCAAGCUGUACGGCGAGACCCUCAAGGCGACCCAAACGCACUUGCCCGACUGCUUCUACCGCACGUCCGUGGAGCAAAUCACGAACUUCCGCCUUAAGGUCGUGACGGAACACGAGGAAGAAGACGCUGUGGAAAAGCUCAUCAACUGCGGCCAAGUCGAGGAGUUAAUAGAACAAGCCGAAGACGAAUUGUUCCUCAUCCCCAAGUAUGCUGAAUGGCGACUGUGGGAACCGCCGGUCACGCCCAAGGACGAAUAAUGCACCAAAAACGGCACGUGGUCGACAGGCUCGCCUCGUGGAUAUACCAGCUCCUCGUCCGUCUGCCGCUACUGUCGACUGCACGCUUAAUGAGGAUCAACACGACUACGUUUCGAUAUUGA
Aphanomyces astaci is the source of this 497-nucleotide messenger RNA. RefSeq lists its product as hypothetical. Bases 19 to 375 code for a protein of 118 amino acids. The transcript has 3 exons. Gene Ontology annotation, biological process: respiratory electron transport chain. The record is from RefSeq and is a predicted model, not a curated record. Lineage: Eukaryota; Oomycota; Saprolegniomycetes; Saprolegniales; Verrucalvaceae.